Messenger RNA from Populus nigra (black poplar), 2738 nucleotides. RefSeq lists its product as uncharacterized. The transcript is spliced from 6 exons. Gene Ontology annotation, biological process: regulation of DNA-templated transcription. Gene Ontology annotation, cellular component: nucleus. Gene Ontology annotation, molecular function: protein heterodimerization activity. The record is from RefSeq and is a predicted model, not a curated record. The coding region runs from base 1467 to 2390 and encodes 307 amino acids. Lineage: Eukaryota; Viridiplantae; Streptophyta; Magnoliopsida; Malpighiales; Salicaceae.
UCUUCAUGUUUUGUUUUUUUCCGUAAAAAACAUUUUGGAUUGUCUUUGUUUUUUUUUUGUUGUUCUACUGGCCUUUUCAUGGUUAGCAAUCCUGUUACUGUUUUCCCCCCUUUUUUUAUGGCUGAUACUAACAUGGGGUUAGAGAAUUGUUGAUAUUUAAAGCAGUGUCUAAUCUUUAUUGAGUUUUAGAUUUUGAUUUUUUCCAUAAUUUUCAUGCCCUUUACUUUUUUUUACAUGGACUACUGAAUUCGUGGCCCAUCUGGGGCAGCUUGUUGGAUAUUUUGUGUUUUUAUCUAAUUUACUUGGCUGAAAUAGCAAAAAAAUAAGUGGACCAACAAGUGUUUUUGUUUGGUUAAAUUUGAGGUAGGACCAGUUUGAUUAUGGUUAAUGAAUUGCCUGUAUGUAGGGCACUGUCUAAUAUGUAUUGACUUCUAGAGCUUGUGCUUUUCCUCUUUCUUGCAUGUACUUGGCGUGCUACUGAAUUUGUUUCAUUGCUUUGUUGUUUCGCAUGUGGGGCACUUUGCUGGAUUGUUUUUUUCACCUUCUACGAGGUUUUAUGGGGUUUCCUAGGGAUUAUUGAUUGGAAGACAGAUGGAAACAUCUUGUUUUUGUAAUUUUUGGUUGUUGAUGUGACUUUGCUGUAAUAGGAAUGAACUCAGCUCUUUUUAGAAGUGAUGUUUACCUUUUGUUUUAGUCUUGCUACCUGUUAAGUUAUUGUUUCGUUCUAUGCACGUGAUGUAUGAUAGAUGUAUGGUAGUUUGGUUCUGUGAAACGUAAGCCAUUUUUCAAUAUGGAGUAGAAAGUUUAGUCUUUAAACUCAACUAGUAAUAGGAGUGUGCAUAAUUGAGUGGAAACUGAAACCUAGCCACAUAGAUGUGAUAACCCAUUAGACAGAAUAACAUAGCUGCAAAAAAAUUGUUUAUUGCAGGUGUGUGCGCAAACACUUGCUGUCAUGCGCAAAUUAAAGAGUUUUUAGUUUUUCACCAUGGUUAGAUAUCAAAUUUGUUAUGUGCUGAAUGGUGGAUAUAAAGUUAUCAACUCUUUUUAUCAAUUUCUAACCUUUUCUCUUCUUUAUUUGUCAGUCCCCCUUCCUUAUUAAUCGCAAAUUUUCCUUAGCUUACUGUGCAUUUGAGAUUCCUCUCUGUCUCAGCUUGUUCUCUCUUUCCUUGAAUGUGACCCCACAAUUUUUUUUUUAAGAAGAUUUGUGCUCAAGAGCAUUGUUUUGAAACAUCAAUGGGUAGUUCAAUUCCAAAAGAGCAAAAAACUGUUCUCAACUGCAUACUUGGAAUAGGAAUUGGAAGUUUCGUCCAAAGAGUAACCCCUUCCUCUCUGUCCCCCUUUAUCUUGCCCUGUUUCUGAUGCCAUCAUUUGUCCCUUUGUAAAAAGCCUAUCCAAAGGCUCCUGGCAUCUGACAGUGGUACAAGAGGUAUUACCACACAGAAAGCAGGGUUCGAAUCAAGAAGAUUAUGCAAACUGAUGAGGAUGUUGGGAAGAUUGCCAUGGCAGUACCUCUUCUUGUUUCUAAAGCCUUGGAACUAUUUUUGCAAGACCUAUGUGACCGAACAUAUGAAAUAACUCUGAAAAGGGGAGCCAAGACUUUGAAUUCAUUGCAUUUGAAACAGUGUGUACAGACUUUUAAUGUUUUUGAUUUUCUGAGGGAAAUUGUGAGCAAGGUUCCAGAUCUUGGUGGCCCAGAUGUCACUGGUGAUGAACAUGGUGUUGCCAAAAGAAGGAAAGUUGCUGAUGAUGAAGACAAUGACAGUGAUGAGGAGUGCAGUAGAAACAGAACAAAUGAGACUAUCCAUACAAGCAGCAGUGGCAGAGGAAGAGGAAGAGGAAGAGGAAGAGGUAGGGGCAGAGGUAGAGGGCGUGGCCGGGGGACAAGAUCCAUGGAGAGGGAGACAGCUGCACAGCAUGGGAAGUUUGAAGAUGACCCUGACAUUGAUCAUCACAAUGACAAGCACUGUCCAAAACUUGACAAGGAUUAUGAGCCUAAAGAUUCGAAGGAUAAUAUUCCAGCUGGCAGAAAUUUACAAGCUCCAGUACGUGACUUUGACCUGAAUGCGGGCUUGGAUGAGAAUGGAGAAACACAACCAGUGUUAGCUUCUGUCCCUUCUAGUUUCUCAACAAAAUCUGAUACUGUUGUCCCUGCAAGUUCCUUUACAAAACAUGACACUGUUGUCCCUACAAGUUCCUUAACAAAACCUGACACUGUUGUCCCUGCAAGUUCCUCAACAAAACCAACUCCUGAAUUGAAGCAUGAGGAAGUGCCUGGAUGGUCCCUUGAAGACAUUGAAAAGAUGGAUAUCAAUCCCGUUCAACUUGCAAACUUAAAUACAAGAAUAGAUGAGGAGGAGGAAGAUUACGAUGAAGAAGACUGCAGUUACUAGCUAGUGUUUUCUGCUGCUGUAUAUGGCUUCUCACAUCCUAUAGGUUUUAGGUCCUUGCAGGAAAAUAUAAAUCUGAAGGUAGCGAUUAUUGAAGCUGAUGGUAGCGACUAGGGAGCUUAGGAUUAAGUGGUAGUCAUCAUUACAGACUAGGCAGAAAAUGGUAGGAUUCUGUCUUCUUCAGAAUAUAUUUUCUCCAGCAUUUGCUGAAUGUAGAUUACACAUUUACUCCCCUAGGCAUUUAGAGAUCAGUCUGUUUAACCAUUCUUGUAUUUUAAGAUGCAAAACGCUAAUUAUUACUUCUUGAAGGCAUAGAAAGGCUCAUACAACAGCUGGGGAAUUUCUGUGGUC